Molecule: messenger RNA, 2915 nt
Organism: Glycine soja
Lineage: Eukaryota; Viridiplantae; Streptophyta; Magnoliopsida; Fabales; Fabaceae
Product: G-type lectin S-receptor-like serine/threonine-protein kinase At4g27290
Exons: 7
Coding region: 48-2606 (852 amino acids)
Biological process (GO): recognition of pollen; protein phosphorylation
Molecular function (GO): protein serine/threonine kinase activity; ATP binding
Source: RefSeq, a predicted model, not a curated record
UUUGUCAAACAAGAACCAUGUUCUCGAGCUAGCUAUCAUCCGAUAUUAUGCUGAACCCAUAUUAUCGGUAUCCAAAAAACCUUGUAUUAGGAGUCGGAAAGAAAAUCAUGAUGAACAGAACCAAUAUUAGUCUCCCAAAUCCAAUAUACCAUUUCAUGAUUAUUGUAGCUUACAUGCUUGUUCCUUCUCUCAAAAUUUCAGCAGCUAUCCUCAGUGUGUCACAGUUUAUCACUGAGAGCCAGACUUUAGUGUCCCACAGAGGAGUGUUUGAGCUUGGUUUCUUCAGCCCGGGCAAUUCGAAAAACCGUUACCUGGGGAUUUGGUAUAAAACCAUAACUAUUGAUAGAGUUGUUUGGGUCGCAAACUGGGCGAACCCAAUCAAUGAUUCCGCCGGCAUCUUAACUUUCAGCAGCACAGGCAAUCUUGAACUCAGACAACAUGACUCAGUUGCUUGGUCUACUACCUACAGAAAACAAGCACAGAAUCCAGUGGCGGAGCUCUUGGACAAUGGCAAUCUUGUGGUAAGAAAUGAGGGAGACACCGACCCCGAAGCCUACUUGUGGCAAAGUUUUGACUAUCCAUCUGAUACGCUUUUGCCCGGGAUGAAGCUGGGAUGGGACCUCCGAACUGCUCUGGAAUGGAAAAUAACGGCUUGGAAGAGUCCAGAAGAUCCAUCCCCAGGAGAUUUUUCUUUCAGGUUAAAUCUCUAUAAUUAUCCUGAGUUUUAUCUGAUGAAAGGAAGAGUAAAGUAUCACCGCCUUGGACCGUGGAAUGGACUUUAUUUUAGUGGCGCAACAAAUCAAAACCCAAACCAGUUGUACGAAAUCAAGUAUGUAGUUAAAAACGAUUCCAUGUACGUGAUGAAUGAGGUUGAGAAGUUCUGUUUCUUGACAGUCAAGAAUAGUUCUGCAGCUGCUAUUGUGAGAGUCAAAAUCACGGAAACCAGUCUGCAAAUCCAGGUAUGGGAAGAGGAAAGACAAUAUUGGAGCAUUUAUACAACUAUCCCGGGUGACAGAUGCGACGAGUAUGCGGUGUGUGGAGCCUAUGGGAAUUGCAGGAUUUCACAGUCACCAGUAUGCCAGUGUUUAGAAGGAUUCACACCAAGGUCACAACAAGAAUGGAGCACAAUGGAUUGGAGCCAAGGAUGUGUUGUCAAUAAAUCGUCAAGCUGCGAAGGUGAUCGGUUUGUCAAACAUCCAGGUCUGAAAGUACCAGAAACUGAUCAUGUUGAUCUGUAUGAGAAUAUUGAUUUAGAGGAAUGCAGAGAGAAAUGCUUGAAUAAUUGCUAUUGUGUGGCAUAUACUAAUUCAGACAUAAGAGGAGGAGGUAAGGGUUGUGUCCAUUGGUAUUUCGAACUAAAUGACAUUAGACAGUUUGAAACUGGAGGGCAAGAUCUAUAUAUCCGGAUGCCUGCUUUGGAGUCAGUCAACCAAGAAGAGCAACAUGGACACACCACAAGCGUGAAGAUAAAAAUUGCAACCCCAAUUGCUGCAAUUAGUGGGAUACUUUUAUUUUGCAUUUUUGUUAUGUACAGAGUUCGAAGGAGCAGUGCUGAUAAGUCAAAGACAAAAGAUAAUUUAAAAAAACAGCUAGAAGAUCUGGAUCUACGAUUAUUUGAUCUGCUAACAAUCACUACUGCCACAAACAAUUUCUCGUUGAAUAACAAGAUUGGACAAGGUGGUUUUGGACCUGUAUAUAAGGGAAAAUUAGCAGAUGGCAGAGAUGUUGCAGUCAAGAGACUUUCAAGCAGUUCUGGACAAGGAAUAACUGAGUUUAUGACAGAAGUUAAACUAAUUGCGAAGCUUCAACAUCGAAAUCUGGUAAAGCUUCUUGGCUGUUGCAUUAGAGGACAAGAAAAAAUACUAGUAUAUGAAUACAUGGUUAAUGGCAGCCUUGACUCCUUUGUUUUUGACCAAAUAAAAGGUAAAUUUCUGGACUGGCCUCAACGGCUCGACAUAAUAUUUGGAAUAGCUAGGGGGCUUUUGUACCUUCAUCAAGAUUCCCGAUUAAGGAUUAUUCAUAGAGAUCUCAAGGCAAGUAACAUUUUACUCGAUGAAAAGUUAAAUCCAAAAAUAUCAGAUUUUGGAAUGGCUAGAGCUUUUGGAGGAGACCAAACUGAAGGAAACACAAAUAGAGUCGUUGGUACUUACGGUUACAUGGCUCCAGAGUACGCAGUUGAUGGCCUAUUUUCAAUCAAAUCUGAUGUUUUCAGUUUUGGUAUUUUAUUGUUAGAGAUUAUAUGCGGAAAUAAAAAUAGAGCUCUUUGUCAUGGAAACCAAACUCUUAAUCUCGUUGGCUAUGCAUGGACACUUUGGAAAGAGCAAAAUGUUUUACAGUUGAUUGACUCAAACAUAAUGGACUCAUGUGUUAUCCAAGAAGUAUUGCGAUGCAUUCAUGUUAGUCUCUUGUGCGUGCAACAAUACCCAGAGGAUAGGCCAACCAUGACUUCGGUAAUUCAAAUGUUAGGGAGUGAGAUGGAACUGGUUGAACCAAAAGAGCCGGGUUUCUUUCCAAGGAGGAUUUCAAAUGAAGGAAAGUUACUAGCAAAUCUAAACCAAAUGACUUCAAAUAAUGAGUUAACCAUUACCUUAUUAAAUGCCAGGUGAAAAUUAGAGUCAUUUGAAUAUAAUGAACUGAAGCAUAACUUGCUUUGCAAGUGCAGUCAAAACCUGUUCAGUUGUUCUUGUUAUUGCUACACUGAAAUUUCUGAUGUACUCUGCUGUGUUAUGAUGUGUAAUUUAUUUUAUGCUGUUUUUAUAAUGUCUUAAGCUUUGUAUUUAGGUUGGAUGGGUGGGUAAUUAACCUGUUAGAUAUAGCAGGAACUUAUUGUUAUGCUUUGUGUGAGAAUAUAUGUAUCAAAAACAAAUCAUUUCUGAUGUUGUAUGAAUGGAAAACAUUGAUGUUUCGGAACUAAA